Messenger RNA from Portunus trituberculatus (swimming crab), 3143 nucleotides. RefSeq names its product integrator complex subunit 5-like (gene omd). Lineage: Eukaryota; Metazoa; Arthropoda; Malacostraca; Decapoda; Portunidae. The record is from RefSeq and is a predicted model, not a curated record. The transcript is spliced from 3 exons. Gene Ontology annotation, cellular component: integrator complex. Bases 176 to 3046 code for a protein of 956 amino acids. Gene Ontology annotation, biological process: snRNA 3'-end processing.
UUAGGAAAAGCUAUGUUUUUCCCCCAUUUGUCAUAAACUUAGCACACGAAUGUACAUAAGUUUCCCCAUUUUAAAUGGUUUGUGUGUAAGGAGAAGCUGUUAUGCACGAUGCUUCUCUUACUACCUAAAACAUUAUCUGAUGGUGGUUGAGGUGUUGUGCUGCUGACUGAGGAGGAUGGUGGUGACUGACGUGAUGGAGCCAGGGCAUGGGGCAAACAUGGAGGGUGGAGGUCGAGGGAUCUCCACCGCAACACUCUUGUCGGAACUGGAUCGUUUCCUGGGCCUUGCCAUGUCCACCGGUGACAAGAGGAGUCACAGUGGAAGGAGGGAUGCCAUGAGUGAGAGAGACGAACAGACAGCAGCCGAAACAGCUCUCUUCCUCCUACGAAAUCUUCCUCCUGCCCGACCAGCAGCACUGGCAUUCCUGGCCCACACACUUUCAAGUCAAGUGUCAUCUCACAUUCGAGGAUAUAGCAGUGGCGAAGGCUCACGCAAGAAUGAAGCUCAAGAUGAAGGUCUCUCGGGACAGCUGGAGAGUCUACUGGGUGACUUACUAGAGUCUGCCCCUGGAGUGUGGGGACCUUUGGUUAGUCAAUGGGCUGUGGAACAGCUCGGUCGUUGGUCAGUGGAGUGGGCCAACACUGUUGUGGGUCGAGGUGAUGCCACACUAGAAGAGGUGGUAGCAGGUUGGCUGUCAUGCAGUCCAGCAAGGACAUUGGCUGCACUGACAGUGGAUUGUGUGGCUCAUGAUCCAGACACAGCAGUGGCUGCCCUGCUUGAUGCAAGUGCAGCAAGUGGACCAGCACUGGACUGGCUUGUGGCUCAUGUUGGUUGUUCCUUCCCAGCCACGGUCAUCAGUCGGGUGCUGUCGCUGGGACUUCGCAGCUUUGCGUCCUGCCAUGGACGGCCGCCUGAACACCAGCUUGCCAGUGUAAACAAGAUCCUCAAUCAUUUGGCAGAUCGACACCUGGCUGAUAUUCGUCGCAGCCUUCAUGCCAUCUUGCUUCGUACAUUUGAGGGAGCAACAGAUGCUGAGGCUCAGGCAUCUGUUCCUUUCUUGUUGUGUCUAGCUGUGACCAGCAGGUCUCGUGCAGUGCUUGCUGCUCUCACUUCAGGCAUUGAUACCCUCCUGAUGCCUAGUGAUCGCUUGGCUGCUCUUGCCAACCAGGUGAGCUGGUGGGUACCACGGUAUUUUGUAAACCACUGCCAGUUGCAGGAAAUGGUUGUUCAUCUAGUGCUGGACACAGGGGGCUCUGCAGCUCCAUCAAUCCUGCGUCUACUACUCCAGGCUCUUGCACCAGCAUCAAAGCUACCUGGCUCUGUUGGGGGUGCUGUUAACAAUAUUCUACAAGGAGUAGUAAGUGAGAUAUGUAUGGUCACCUAUAUGAGACGAAAUUCAGGUCCAGGCCGCAUUCACAUCCCUUUCCUGGUGGGUUUGCGCGGUGGAGGACUGGAUGGCAGUGACGUGGGCAUGGUGGUUGCUGGUAAGGCUGUGUCCCCUGUGGCCGGCCUGGUGGAACAAAUAAUCUCUACACCUAAUAAUGAAACCUUAAUUAACCAUUUGAAACAGUUGAUAACUCUGGUUGUUGUGCAGCAAGGACCGGCUACAGCAAACACAACACUAGGUCACUUACUACGCUGCAGCACUAAGGAUGGAGCAAAUGGUCACCAAGAAAUUCUUUCUGGCGUCAUCACAGCUCUUGUGGUGCACCAGACUGCACGGCAUACACACACAUCUGCACUUUCCACAGCAUUGGCUGGAACACUUCAACCACAAAUGGGAGCUUCUGCCAUCCUAAAUUCUUUGAGUAGUCUAGAAACCCUUCUUUGCCAAAGCCACAAAGACAGGGGGGUCCAGAUUCAUGCAUCUUUGACUAAUGCUCUGUUGACCAACAUUCCACUUCUAGCUGAGCUGAUCAAUGAUCCUGUUCUUGGGACUGCCUGUAUGCAGGUUCUCUGUCAGUUGCCUUUAAAGAAGCCAAUACCUGUUGGUCACGUCCUAUCUUUAAGUCAUGCUGUCAUUUUUUACUUUUUCAGCAGCUUACACCACACAAGCUUGAUUAAAAAGGUGUCUGGUGUUGGUAGAUGUCAGCGAGUGUUGAGUCAGCUGUCUUGCUCAUCCCUUGGUCUGAACCAGAUCAUUAGGCUUUUAGUGGAAGGUGUGUUUCAGCCUGAGUGUGCUUAUUUGUUUGGAGCAGUGAAGAAGGUAAACUUUGCAUCAAAAGAGAUAAAGGGUGAGCUGCUGAUCCAAGCUAAUAGACAGUUUAAUUCCUGGGUCAAAGUACCUCAGUCUCAUACCAGCAUUUUCCACAUGGGGACCAUAGGCAGUGGUCGCUUCUCCCAGCACAACCGCACCCCCAUGCCCUCAUCAGACACAUUGAAAUUUCACACACAAUUGCUGCUCAACACACUGAGUGUGUGCUGUGCUGCACAGACAAAUGGAGAAGGAGCUUCUACUGUUGCCCUUCUACUAGUGGAGUUGAUAUCACCAGACAUAAUGUUUAAUGGUUUCCCUUGGCCAGAAGAAUACAUCAAAUUUACCUUUGAGAGGGACCUAUCCAUCAAAAAUACAUUUGAAGACUUCCCAGUUGCAUGGCAGCUGCUAGAGUUUGUAGCAACACACCGUGCUGCGCUGAGCUACUGUUCAGUGUUGGUGCGUGCCCUAACGGCUGCUCUCACAGCCUACUGGAAUACUUGCCCCUUUGCUACUGCUCAGAAUGCCCCAGAGGCUCUCAUUGCAACACAGCACCUCUUGGAGGUGAUGGUAACUGCUCAGUUCCUUCCUGGUCCCUUGCGAGUUCUUCCCCAGAUGGUGGUUCACCUAGCACCCUUUGAGAUGGUAUGCAUCCUUCAGGAUGUUUGGAUGUUCAUGAGGGAUCACACACCCUCCCCAGAUCGAUGGCAGGAGCUCCCCUCAGGCUACUACCAGCGUACCCCUGACCCUCCCUUGGCGCCAGGCUACACUGAUCGCAUUCAGCACAUCAUUCAGUCCAAUGUUCAUAAGCUUGGACACCUCAUGUCCUCCAUGGUAAAUGCCAAGUCAUAGAGGACAUGCUACCAUUUUUCUAGUAAGAAAAUUUGUUAGCCUUAGGGAGCUCUAGUUUUAUCAUACAAUUGUUUUUAAUAAAUAUGCUGUGGCACUA